GACUGAAAAAGCAUUGAUUUAACAACAAAAGUCAAACACGCCAUUCGUUACUAUCUAUUCUUUGCAGCCACCUCAAACUCUAUGCACCUCGCUACUACCCACGAACCUACGUUAUCAGUCUGUGAUCAGUCUGUGCUACUUAGGCGCGCGUUCUAAAAGAUACCAAAGUUCUAGGCAAGAGUUACGUCAACGCUUUCAUGUCUGCCAAGCCGUUACUACCUCUCGCUCCGCCCACCAUCGACCCCAAUAUGAUGAACCAGCCCGCCCCCACCAUAGAUCCCGUAGCAUUCCCUCCCAACGGUAACGCAGCCGGUUACUCGAGGCCCAAUUCCGGUGGCUACUUUCCGUAUCACCAACCACAAAGACCUCAAGUAGAUGACCAAACUCUGUCCAACACUCUAGCCAAUUCUCAUAUUACACCGCCCCAGAACGAUAACUACCAAACUGCGAAUCGCCAGACUAAGUUUACCGAGGAGUGGGAUUCGAGUAUGAGAGGGGAUUCAGUCGUCGACGGUCCAACAUCCCAGCAGAAUAAUUACCAGCAUUCCACCAUGCAACGCUCCAACUCGAUAUCCUCGCGACCCGAAAUCCUUAAUACCGGCGAUGGCGCAAGCACUCACGCUAUAUCCCUAUCGAGGGGGAAUACCCUGAGGAAGAAGAACUCUCUUCGUAGGAGUGGUAGUCUCAAGCGCAGCAGCAGUCGCAGGAGCAUGAAGGCCGGCAGCGUGAGGAGCCUCGCUUUGCAAAGUUCGCACGAUACAGACGAGGUCCAUAGCGCAUUCUAUUGCCCUGUGCCGACUUCGGGCAGCCCGACAGAAAUACUGGCCGAGAGAUUUCAGUCUUGGAGGAAGAUUCUCAAGGAUCUCAUUGCAUAUUUUAGGGAAAUACAAUCGCACUACGAACAUCGAUCCAAGUCGCUUCUUAAGCUUGCUAAUGUACUUAACAAUACGUCAACGCCGCCCGGCUUCCUCUCGUCCGGUGGGCUAGAUGAUGCGCUCCAGAUCUUGAGAGACCAUCACAGAAACAUGAUUAUAGAGGCCAACAAAGCCAAAGAAAUCGAACAAGAUGUCAUCCUAGCACUAACCGGCUUGAGAAGCGAUCUUAAUCAGAAGAUAAAAGAGAUAAGGGGCCUAUCGAGCGACUUUAAGAACUCGGUCGAGAAGGAAAUGGACAGUACCAGAAGAGCUGUCAACGCAUUACAAGAAGUCCUAGGACAGAGCGAGUUAGAUUCCUCUACGACUACUGGAAAGCAAGAUCCAUAUCUCUUGCGACUUGCGGUGGAUCGCCAGCUUGAAAGGCAGCUCGACGAAGAGAACUAUUUGCACAAGGCAUACUUGAACCUCGAGUCGUCAGGUAGAGAACUUGAAUCGAUCGUCGUCGGCGAGAUUCAAAAAUCGUACAACGCGUACGUAGGUAUUAUCAAGCGAGAAGCGGACGCGGCGUACAACGCCAUCGACGAACUCCGCGCCGGCCCCAUUACGAUGCCUAAGGACCACGAGUGGAUCACCUUCAUUCAGAGCAACUCGCAGUUCGUCGAUCCCGACGUGCCCCUGAGAUCCGCCGAGCAUAUCCAUUACCCGGGUCGAGAUCAUUUUGCUUGUCAGGAGAUCCGUGCAGGUCUACUCGAGCGCAAGAGCAAGUACCUGAAGAGUUAUACGGCCGGAUGGUACGUAUUAUCGCCCACUCAUCUGCACGAAUUCAAAUCUGCAGACAAGACUCAAGCACCUGUCAUGUCCCUGUAUCUUCCCGAGCAGAAGCUGGGAUCUCACUCCGCAGAAGGUGGCUCUUCCAACAAGUUCAUCCUCAAGGGGCGACAGACUGGGGCUAUGCACCGCGGUCAUACCUGGGUCUUCCGUGCCGAAAGCCACGAUACUAUGAUGGCUUGGUAUGAAGAUAUCAAAGCUCUUACCGAGAAGUCUCCCGAGGAGCUUAGCAACUUUGUCCGGGGCCACUCUCGCGCGUAUUCGCGGACGUCGCAGCGCACUACGAGUUCGGAUGGCAUAGUAGACGAUGAGGAUGACGAGCCGUUCUCGGUCGAUCCCGCCGUUGCGAGCCCAGGUUCUCGACAGGACUCUAUGCAAAACAGGCCUGAGCCAGGAGGUCGGUUUCCAUCCGACAUACAAGUCAACGCACAGAGGGGCUUACAAGUACCGCGCUCUCCCAGCAGUGUCGGCUCAGGGCUUGUAGGGAACGAAUACGCACUUAGCGGCGCCAACGGGAGCGUCAACCAAGAUCGAGAGGUAAUCGCAGCCGCGGGCGCAUUACCGGGUAGCGGCAUGGGCGAGCCUUAUCCUACGAACCGGGCAUCGCAGAUAGUUCCAGUUGGCCAGUCCUACGGGAACACUCCAAGCGUGAGAUUGGACCAAGCACACAGCCAAGCAGUAGUUAUUGACCAUGAGGCGCGAGCAGAUGGUGUAAAUCCUUAUAACGGAGAACCUAUCCAGCAAGAACAGCAGCAGCAGAGGGGACUGCCAAGCCGGCCCGUCAUCAUCCCCGGUCCAGCGUCUAACAGCACGUCGCAGACCCUAGAGACUACCACCAGCCAAGACUCGGGGAACCCCGGCGCAUACGAGAUGGCUACCGACGUACAACAGAAAUAUACGCCGAGCGCGGGGGCGGCGUAUAGUAUAUCAAGCAAGGAGCAGCCGCAGAUCAUCGGCGCAGGGAAUGGGUUCGUGAAGCCGCUGCCAAAUCCGGCUACAGGUAUGCCAUUUUCGGGGCAGAAUGGACAGCCGAGGCCGUACGGUGAUAGGACGAGUAGUAACCCUCACGUCCCUGGUGAGUACCCGCGAGGCACACCGGGGAGCAUACCGGGUGCUUAUUAGAUGCCUGGAAGGACUUGAUUAGCGCCUCGGACAGAACGGAUAUCCUGUUGCGGUAGUGGAUUGAGGAUUCUGCGUUACACAGCCUCGUGUUCCCUCCUGGAUCGUUUGGAUAAGGCGAGCGAGCGCUGCUUUUGGUUUAUUCUCGAUAGAAAGGGGACAGUCGAACUGUCUCUAUAGACGACGGGACGCUGGAAGUAGACCUUUUUCAUUUAUCCUUCUUUUUCUUUUCCGCGCGGCGUUGGUUUCUCUCGUUUUUUUGUAUACCAGAGCUUGCCGAGGUUGCAAAAAAGGGGACGGGGCGGCGGCGGGUCGAAUCCUUGUUUUGGUUUGUUUUUCCUUGCGAUGGGAUACUUGGGGUAGCGGGCAGAUAGAUACCCUGCUCGUACGAGUUGCGCAAAGCAUGCAAUGGGACUUGAAGCUGUGUUGUGCGGGUGGGUUGGGUCAGGAGUGGGAUAUGAAUAUUGAAUAUUGAUAUAAGUAUGGAUAGGGUAUGGGUAUGGGUAUGGGUAUACGCAAACGCAAUAAGAAAUAUGA
Daldinia vernicosa is the source of this 3359-nucleotide messenger RNA. RefSeq lists its product as uncharacterized. The transcript is spliced from 5 exons. NCBI's taxonomy places the organism in Eukaryota, Fungi, Ascomycota, Sordariomycetes, Xylariales, Hypoxylaceae. The record is from RefSeq and is a predicted model, not a curated record. Bases 198 to 2825 code for a protein of 875 amino acids.